Messenger RNA from Siniperca chuatsi (mandarin fish), 1344 nucleotides. RefSeq lists its product as uncharacterized. Gene Ontology annotation, molecular function: G-protein beta-subunit binding. Gene Ontology annotation, biological process: G protein-coupled receptor signaling pathway. The transcript is spliced from 3 exons. The record is from RefSeq and is a predicted model, not a curated record. NCBI's taxonomy places the organism in Eukaryota, Metazoa, Chordata, Actinopteri, Centrarchiformes, Sinipercidae. Gene Ontology annotation, cellular component: heterotrimeric G-protein complex. Bases 122 to 337 code for a protein of 71 amino acids.
ACAGACUGACCAACGUUUCCCAAUCGGGUUUAGGGUUUAAAGCAGUUGGGGUUAAUUUCCGCCCAGUGGUGGCCGUUCAUAUUAAGUAGCCCUCAACUUUUCUCUGCCGACAGCCGUCGUCAUGUCUAACAACAAUGCCAGCAACAACUUAAUUAUCGCUCAAAGGGCUGUGAAGCAACUCCGGUUAGAGGCCAGUAUCCGGAGGAUUAAGGUGUCCCAGGCUGCUGCUGAUCUGAGAAACUUCUGUCUGCAAAAUGCCUCCAAGGACCCUCUCCUGGUCGGGGUCCCCUCCAGUGAUAAUCCCUUCAGACCCCCCAAAUCCUGCUCCCUGUUCUGAGAAAGAAAGGUGGAGGAUUUCUGAAUUUUAUCCGUCGAAGGCUUUCUUCACUUCUACGUGAUGUCUUGGGAUGAUGCAACACGGGACUGAUGGGUUCGGGGGAGGGAAUUUUCCACUUGUUUGCCAAAACUAAUGGUAUCAUAACUCCCAUCUGUUACAUUAAAGCAGGGCCAAACUCUACAUGUUCAAAAAAAAAAAAAUAUGUUAUUGACACUAACUUGACUAAUGAUUAAGCCGUUCUUGAUUUACCUAGUACUUGACACGUCCAGUUUAAAUUUCCUGACGUAAUGGUAUCUGUCCAGUCAGUGAAAUUCAGCCCAUGUGAUUGGCUACUGAACAUGCAACUUCCUCUUGUAUUUUGUGUGGCAGGUGGAGAAAAAAAAUCAAACAUUAAUUUAAACCAGGUGCUGUUCAGGAAUAAGAACAUGUUCUGUUAUAUACUGUAUUUCAUAUUGUGGCCAACAGACACACUGAUAGCUUUUGAGCUAAACUGAUUGGUGUCUUAAACUAUUCAUGUAUUUGUGGCAAUGGUAAAGGUAUUACUACUAUUCUGAGGUACAACAUGGUACAGACUUUAACCCUGUCAGUGCAGGGCAUGUGAUUGUCCAAUAACCUUUCAUCCUGUCUUUUUUUCUGUAUAUAAUUAACAGCCUGCUAAGGUUGCUUUUAUUAGCCUAUAUGUUCCUAUAUUUAAUUUAAAACAAAAAAAACAAACAAAAAACACACACACACACAUCAAGGCCUUACACUAUUUGGGUAGUGCAACCUGGUAGCAAAUGUAAUGUGUAUCACUUUAGAUACACAAUUGGCCAAACAGCAAAUGUUCAUAUAUCUGUUCAAAACUUCCAAAUAUUGUUUGUGUUUAGUGAAUCAUGCUGCAUUGACUUGUUAUAAUCGUUUUCCACACUGGAAUCAUAUUCCAAUCAACCAAAACUUUCACUACUGUUUUCUUAACUUUGCUACUGUGGGCAACAUUUUAGAAAUUAAAUUACUUUUUCGGACACUGA